UACAGAUGAUGAACCUCGGAGUGGAUCUGUUGAUUGAAAGCGAUUGUCCUCAGUAAGUCCAAUGCCAUGUGGCAAUCCCCCUGGAGCUGCAUGGGAGACCACACUCCCUCGUAAACCUACUUCUCAUGCCGUCAAGACCCUAGGAUGAAUAGAGCGUAUUCCUUCAUGGUUAAGAAGCAAAUCAUAAGGACAAUCCGACCGGCGGAUAUCAAAGGAUCACCCUAACCUGGACUUACACCGUGAAUUAGCUUAUUUUUGUGUGUUAAGUGUUUAUAGUUUCAUCUGAGAUACUUCCAAGUCAAAGACGAGGCAGGAGACGGCCUCCUUUCGAGUCGGGGAGGUGGAGGGGUAGAGGCCCAUGUGUUGCAAGACAAUUGCUGCAGCCGGCGGGAUAACGUAGCCUCGGACUGCCAACGCCAACUAGCCGUGUGGUCUUGACUCUCCCACUUCAGCAAAAGGCAGACCCCUCUAUCCAAUGGCAUGGGUCAAGUUCUUCAGGAAGCCAGGAGGCAAUCUUGCCAAGUCCUACCAGCCGGGGAGCAUGCUGUCUCUGGCGCCCACCAAAGGCUUGCUGAAUGAGCCAGGCCAAAACAGCUGCUUCCUCAACAGUGCUGUGCAGGUGCUGUGGCAACUGGACAUCUUCAGGCGAAGCUUGCGGCAGCUGCCUGGUCACUUCUGUCUGGGAGAGUCAUGCAUCUUCUGUGCACUGAAGGGGAUCUUUUCCCAGUUUCAGCACAGUCGGGAGCGUGCUCUGCCCUCGGAUAACCUUCGUCACGCCUUGGCAGAGACCUUUAAGGACGAGCAGCGCUUCCAGCUGGGCUUCAUGGACGACGCGGCGGAGUGCUUUGAAAACAUCCUGGAGCGGAUCCACCUGCACAUCGUACCCGAGGAGACAGAUGCCUGCACCUCGAAGUCCUGCAUCACGCACCAGAAGUUUGCCAUGUCAGUCUAUGAGCAGUCUGUGUGUCGUAGCUGCGGGGCAUCUUCAGACCCCCUGCCAUUCACAGAGCUUGUGCAUUAUGUCUCCACCACUGCCCUCUGCCACCAGGUGUAUCACAGGAGAGACGAGUCCUUCGGGGAGCUAUUACAAGCUGCCAGCACCAUCGGGGACUUUCGCAACUGUCCGAGUAACUGUGGCCAGAGGAUUAAGAUCCGUCGGGUCCUCAUGAAUUCUCCAGAGAUAGUUACCAUCGGGUUUGUCUGGGACACGGAGCAGUCCGACCUCACCGAGGAGGUGAUCCGCUCGCUGGGGCCUCAUCUCAGCCUCGCCGGGCUUUUCUACAGGGUAACAGACGAGCACGCCAAAAAGGGAGAACUGCUGCUCGUCGGGAUGAUCUGCUACUCCAGCCGCCACUACUGUGCCUUUGCCUUCCACACCAAGUCCUCCAAAUGGGUCUUCUUUGACGACGCCACGGUGAAAGAGGUUGGCUCCAGGUGGAAGGAUGUGGUCACCAAAUGCAUCAAAGGUCACUUCCAACCUCUCCUCCUCUUUUACUCCAACCCCGAAGGGAGUGCCAUCACUGUGGAUGACGCCUCACGCCAAAACAACAGCCACGUCCACCACAAGAUACCUGUUAACGGAGACGUCCAAGGUCCAGAGUCGCCACUUCUGGCACCCAGAAAGCUGAACCUGACGAGGGAAAACUUGAACGCGGUGCUGGGCCAAGGCUCCUUCAAACAGAACACCCCCUCCACUUUCAGCCGGGGCAGCGGGCAGACCAGCGGUGGCCGUGGACCAGUGAAGAUAGCCUCCAGCGACCCCAAGAGCCGCAUCAGGGACAUCUCCAGAGAAGUUGCCCAGAGAGCAGCAGAGGUCCGGGGGAUGCAUCCAUCCAGAAGGGAGCCUGAUAGGAGCGGCCAGCGGAGGCCCGAGUCACAUUACAAAGAUCCAGUUCAAGACAGGAUGUCCCGCUCUGCCUCCCCUCCAGAGAAUGGCUUCAAGCAAUACCUGGAGACCCGACUGUACAGCAGCCAGGGCAAAGGACCCACACGCACUGAGCGGACGCCCCACCUAGGCGGACGGUCCUCUCACGAACCACCCCGCUCUCACUCUCGGGUGCAGGUGUUGCCCAACAUGACCAGCAGUGGCGGUGGCCACCACAGCCGCAAGCAGGACCAGAUCUCCAACGGAUACGACACGGACAGCAGCCAAGAUUCGCGGGAGCGUCCCAGAAACGGCGGGAACGGCCGUAGCAGUAGGCCUACUCGACCAUGGAAGCCUAUGCGGGAAGUGCUGAAUGUGGACAGUGUCGUAAGCAGCGUCGGUACUGGCGGUGGUAGUUCGGGAAGUCAGGAGCGAAGGCAGCACAGCCCCAGGAGGAGGCCAAGUAGCCAGUCGCCCUCCCGCGAACGAGAACGGGACAGGGACUUCACGUGGGGAGGCCGAGAGGAGCGCAAGCCAAAGAGUCUUAUGACCAUUUACGAGGAUGAACAGAGGCACGAGAUCGGUGGCAGCCAUAGCUCGCUGGAUUCGGACAGCCGUGGUGGCCACAGUGACAAGGAUAGGUCAAAGGGUUCGGGGACCCUGAAAGUUCGCAACGACAACUGGAAGAUUCAGCGAACCGAGUCGGGAUAUGAAAGCAGCGACAGGCUAAGCAAUGGCUCAGCAAACCUCGAUUCACCCAUAGUGGAGAACCUAUCCUCCAAAGAGCUGAGGCCCAUCCCUGAACUCCAUCUGGCAAGGGAUCUAAACCCUCAGAGAAGAUGUGACGAAUCACAGGCCGACAUUUUGAACUCCUCAUUUUCUUAUGGUCAACACGCAAGGGAAUAUUUGGAUCUUCAAGAUGCCAAUGUGAAUGCUAGUUCAUGUUUACAAAGAAGAAGAGCUUUCCGAUACACUCCUGGCAUCCUGGAGAAGAACAUUGACCUUGAUAGUGAACGAGAGGAAAAUGUAGACGGUAGCCCCGUGAGUCCAGUGCCGCCAUACUUGGUAAAGACCAGCAGCUCUGAGUGGAACAGCUCAGAUGAUCUUGCCGGGCCGCUGUCUGAACAAGAAGAGACUACCACCGUUGCCAACAGAGACCCCUCCAUGCACAACUACCCUCAACUCGUCCCACCUUUACCACCAAAGACAUAUAGCCAGCGGCACACUGACCCAGCCAGCUUUAAUUCCCAACAAUUGGAGGUGCCAUCCCGGAUGAGCCCACGGGGUGAUUCCAAAAACGGCCCACCUUCCAUGUCGCGCACUGCCCUCCGUCGGUGGAUUGAGGCACCCACCGAGCACAAGCUCUCCUCUGAUACCAGCUCCAAGUCCGGCUCUUCAGACCAGGACAGGAACGAUCUGUCGGCCAGCGAGAGCGAUGAGAGGUUUCCCAGUCCAAAGCCUGAGGACCGUGGCAGUUCAGACUCCACCGCUUCAUCCGAAAUGGUUUUGCCCACAACGUACUUUUCUGUGGACAGCUGUAUGACGGACACGUACCGGGCCAAAUACCACAAAAGGCCCGCCUUGUACAUGAUGACAGACUCCAAAGGAAAGGAAGAUACUUCGUCGGGGGAGAGCGAUAUUGAAGGGAAGGGGCUUCCAAUACCAGAUGUCCAACCACCAGAGCCUCCAAAAAGCAGAUCAGAAUCAGGUUAUUCUACCAGCAAGCCUAUAGUGAAGUGGAACCCCGUCACCCCGAAAGGACUCGAUGAACAUGGGUUUCUAUGACUUUUGCAAAGCCUCUGAAGAAGCUCGUGAGAUUUUACGAGAGUGGAUUGGCAAAACCAGCUGUUAUCUGCCAUGCCUGCUCGCCAAUUCAAAUCCCUCUGAUGGGCGUUUUUGUUGACUUGCAGAGCUGUCAGUUUAUGAAGUCGGGACAUAAAUCUGGAUGCCAAAGAGAUUGGUCCUGAAACACUGUUGAAAGAAUGUGGACGGAGGUUCCCAGCAACACUGUUUGGCUGCCUAAGCUGCCGGGUAGCAUCUGAACUUUUGAAUUUGCACAGUAAGAAAAGCCAAAAAAAAAAAAAAGAGUGGAGGGAGAAACGCACACAAGAAGAAUGGUUGCUGCUAAUGAAUGCUUGGAGGUCGCGUAACUCAAAAGCCAGCGAGUGAUCUGUGGGCUGGAUUAGUGAAGAAUGUCUCCGAAAAAGCCACUUUAACCCUGAUGAGAUUAACAGAAGAACACAUAACAUAGAAAUAACCCAUUCUUAACCUGCUGUUCUCACAGACUUUGAAAUGCUAGUUUUUUUCUUUGGUGAAUUACUCUCGUUUCCGUGUCAAAGGCCCUCAUUCUGCCUAUUUAACAUUUUUCAGUGUAAGCAGGUUUUUUAAAUUCUGAAAUAUUCUUGAAAUUAAAGAUAAUUUUAAAAAAAAUGUUUCUCAGCUGUUAUUCUACAAAUUGGAUAUGUCUAUGAUGUGAGCACUAGUUUAAUAAAAUGGAUCCCAAGGGUCCUCGUGGGUACAAGGUGGUGGGCGAAUGUGUUGAAUUUUAUUGUUCCAUUGGUUAACAAGUAUCUGGCACAUUGACUUGCUGCACUCCUAAUGCCGGACACACACACACACACACUCAUCCCAACACUUGAUGUGUUUGGCUUUUAAGGUGUCUUGCAGAGUUUCGAAGUCGGUCUCCUCUUCACACUCCUUCCUGUUAUAGGCGUUCCCUUUGUUGCCCGGCUUAUGUUGGGGUCUGCCCUCAAAUGUUGGGACAUUUAUCACCUUUUCCUUUUCCACUUAGUCAAAACACACUCCUGCAGAAUCGGCUAUCAAAAAUCACGCCACGCUGGCGAGAUACGGAAAUGUCACGGUUUAUUUUCAGCAGACAGGCUUGCCUUGUUUUUAGCAGAUUGAGUUGCUGAACCCCAGCCCUGUGUUAUUGUUCGUUUUGGCAAACAAUAGUCAAUCUCAUUGCUGUUUUUUUAUAUUGUAUUUUUGUUAAAUGUGUUUUUUUUAUAUCUUCCUCAGCAGAAUUGACUGCACAGUGCCUUUGUAUUUUUCUAUGUCGAGAUGAGUUUAAAUAGGAACCGUGAUUUGUACAAUUCUGUCAUUCCUGAGAUUAUUUUGUAACACUUAAUUUCAUUUUUGUUAAUAAAAAUUGUUUAAUAAACA
This is a messenger RNA of Lampris incognitus (smalleye Pacific opah), 5026 nucleotides long. RefSeq names its product inactive ubiquitin carboxyl-terminal hydrolase 53-like. Gene Ontology annotation, biological process: protein deubiquitination; sensory perception of sound; response to auditory stimulus. Bases 476 to 3649 code for a protein of 1057 amino acids. Gene Ontology annotation, cellular component: cell-cell junction. The record is from RefSeq and is a predicted model, not a curated record. The transcript has 16 exons. Lineage: Eukaryota; Metazoa; Chordata; Actinopteri; Lampriformes; Lampridae. Gene Ontology annotation, molecular function: cysteine-type deubiquitinase activity.